This is a messenger RNA of Uranotaenia lowii, 499 nucleotides long. RefSeq names its product adult-specific cuticular protein ACP-20-like. The transcript has 2 exons. The record is from RefSeq and is a predicted model, not a curated record. NCBI's taxonomy places the organism in Eukaryota, Metazoa, Arthropoda, Insecta, Diptera, Culicidae. Gene Ontology annotation, cellular component: extracellular matrix. The coding region runs from base 20 to 499 and encodes 159 amino acids.
UAGGAUUUGUCAAAGCAAAAUGUUCAAACUCACAGUUGUAGCCAUCUUUGGCCUGCUGGCGGUCGUUUCUUCUCAACAUUGGGGAGGGAACGGAGGAGAUUGGGGUGGAUACGGAAGCGGUUAUGGAGCUGGCGGAUAUCAUCAUGAUCAACAUGAUCACCACGCAUAUCCAAAGUACAACUUCGAAUACGGUGUCAAGGAUCAUCAUACCGGAGAUCACAAGAGCCAGUGGGAGCAGCGAGAUGGUGACGUCGUUAAGGGCGGAUACACUUUGGAUGAAGCCGAUGGCACGAAGCGAAUUGUAGAAUACUACUCCGAUGGUCACCAUGGAUUGCAGGCUCAUGUGAAGCGUGUUGGUCACGCCGUUCAUCCGCAGGUCUAUGGACAUCACAAUCACCAUGGAGGAUUUUAUGGUAACGCUGCUGGUGCCGGAUACGGAUACGGUGGGCACGGACAUGGUACCGGAUAUAGCUACAAUAACCUGGAUCAGCACUUUUAA